GGGGGGAGGGGAGGGGGGAGUUUUAAGCCAAAUCUGUCGACUGGACGAUACGAUGGCAUUUGUGCUUUUAAGGGCCUGUUAUGUAAAUAGAUUACCUAAUAAAUCAAUAAAUCAAUCAAUAAGACGGUGUCGCGUUUAAAGUCCCGACCAUUUCAACCCUAUAUGGAAGAAAAUAAUAACCCCGAGAGAGGAAAUGUACAUAUUACAUCCAAGUGACUUGAGGUAAAAAAGAGGGAUAAGGAGAGGCCAUUAGGGAGGGAUCCAAUUAGCGGGUAAGGAGGAGAGCUGAGGAUCCGCAAAGGGCUCAAUCACUGCCUUAUCGAGGAGGAGAGCUCUGGAAAGUCGGACUGAAAUACAUGUACAGCAGAAGGAUCUUAUGUCACCCUGAGCCCAAGUCACGUUGUGUAGGUAGAAAGUAACGUCAGAAUGGCUUUGGAAGAACUACAAGCAGUGAUUCAGAGAUGUCGAGGUAUACCUGAAGCAGAGUUUAAAGCUGAAGAUCAUGGCAUCUUCCAGACAGCAGCCAGUGAAUGCCUAGAAGAAGGACAUGUGGUUAAACUUCUGGAAAUCCUACAGGAGGAACAGAACAAGGAUUUUGUUACCUGCAUGGGCUGGAAUCUUGUCGGUCCUGUCGUUGGUUGCAUUUUAAAGGACAACCAAGAAACAGAGUAUAGGGAAAACUGCUCAAAAAUCCUGGACCUUGUAGUACAGAUAAGUAACCCAAAGGAACUUCUGGUAGGUUUACUGGAGCAGGUUGAGGAAGCUUAUGGAGAGAAGAUAUCAAAAUCUAUCUUAUUGCUGUUGCAGCCACUUCAGACAGUGCUAUUAAAAUUGGGACAUAAGAAGGCAUACUCCGUGGGACUAACGCUCUCAACAAUAAUAACCCAACUCUCCCAGUUACCUGUACCUUGCACCAAUGAGCAACGCCAACAUGAUACGUAUGAUCUUUGCAAGUGUUGUAUGGCUGUUGCCUCUUUUGUUAAACCAUUUGUGGAUGAAGUGGGUCAAAUAUCAGAAUCUAAAUCAAAUCCCUCUAAUGAUCAACUGAAGGAGGAACUACUGAAAUUUUGUAUGAAAAGCUUGGAAUACCCACUGUUGAGGGCACAUUUAGAUCCACUGCCUGAAGAGACUGAAGAAAAUUUGUUGAGAACUUUUGCUGAUGAAAUUCUGGUUUUUCUGUUAGCUCUUGGUGAGUCACUUCCUGUGUUGAUGGUACAAUCCAGGAAGAAACAGGAAGAGACUGACCCUCUGCAGGAAGAUAUAAAGUAUCCUAUGAAUUCAUUAGCCUGCCUGGCAUACCUUUUAUUUGUCCAGCAUAUUGGUAUUGAUCAUUUUCCAGCUGUAUACAGCCCUGCAUUCUUUCUUCAGUAUAAUGUGGACUAUAUAGCCACCAUGAUGAAAAGGACGGAAGAGUCCAUUCUAUCUAAAGGACUGGAAUUGCAUGAACAGUGUUUAUUACCAGUUGAAGAUAAUAGUCUUUCCCAUGAAUAUUUGGAGAUCAAAAACAUUCUUGGAGUUGCACAGGAUUUAGUGAAGGUGAUGACCCUCUGCCCUAUUGAUCACCUGCGGAAAUGGAGCCUAAGGAUAUUUCAACAGUAUAUAAAUAAGUUUGACACAUCAGGAAAGUAUAAAUUAUUUAGAUGUCUCUUAAAGACAAGUCAACAUGCUGGGGUACAAGGUUAUAUUAUUCAAAACAUUAAAGAUCAGGUUGAUCUAGCAUUAAAGCCUGGCAAUAAAAAUGUGUGGUUUUCAAAAUAUCCACAUCUGAUCACUCUUCUUCAUUCAGUCCUUUCACUUCCUGAAGGAGCAGAAACAGACUUGCUUCAGAACUCAGACAGGAUCAUGGCUUCACUCAACCUCCUAAGGUAUCUGGUAAUCAGGGAUAAUGAAUGGCAGAAUCAGACUGGAAUAUGGACUGAUCUUUUUUGGAUUGAAAAUUUCUUACAUCCACUACGCACAGGUUUGAAUAUGUCAAAGGCUCAUUAUGAAGCAGAAAUCAGAACCAAAGAGGAAAACAAGAAAAUCAAAGGUGCUCCGCAUAGUGAAACCCAAUGUUCCUUAACAGUUGGUGGUAAGAAACUACCUAAAAUGACCAUAUCAAUGCAAUUGGAGGUUCUACGGUCAGCUAUCUACACAUUCGAUCUCAUGGAAAGUGUACUGGCACGAAUAGAAGAGCUAACGGACCCCAAAGUAAAAACCAGAACUGGGGACAAUGUAGUGUUGUAGAUUUAUUAGAUGGUAGUGCAAGAAUUCUGUAAUAGUUUUGACUUUUUCUACAGUGGCAAACUACUGAACAGUAUUGUCUUGUUUAACUCAUUUCUGAAAAAAAUAUUCUCAGUCAGGAUAACUCCAAAUACUCAACAUCAGUUUUGCUGAAGUUGAUGAAUGACCUGGGGAUAUCAGGAAAGGGCCAGAGGAAAAAACAAAAAGAAUGCAUAGCCUUACAUAGGGAAAAACACAUUAUACAAUUGCAUUUACCUCAAACUAGAUGACUACCUAAGGUGACAAAUUGUUAAUUCAUCCCAAAUCAUCUUAAUUGGUCUGAAAUAAAGAUGGGUUAUCAUUGUCAAACACCCUUUAAAAUAAACUUGUAGGCAAUAGUAUAUAGUUAUUAUUGAAUUAAAAAAUGCAAUUUGAUAUCAACCCAAUAACUCACAAGAACCAUAAACCAAUUUCCCCAUUUUUUAAAAACACACCCUCUGUUUGGAUAUGAAACUAUUUCAUACAUAGUGUAAAUGCCCAUAUUCCUCACUCAACUAUCACAUGCCAAAUAAGUGCAAUAAAUGCAUUAUAUCUUAGAAUGUGAUUGUCUGUUCAAAAUCAAAUGAAUACUUAUUUCAACUGAUGAUACACCUCAAAGACCUACCAAAAUUGGUGUUGUAAUAGAAAACAAUAAUGACAUUGCUACAACAAAUUGGUUUGAAAUUCCAACUUUUUAAUAAUACAAUCCGAGUUACAAGUGCUAUAAAUUAGUUGCUUCACUGAAAAAAGUUCAAAAUACAUUUAUAUGACAGGAGAUAAUUCGUAUCAGUAGCACCUGGUUCACAGUUGCUAGUUUUAUGUGCAUAAAACUGCAUUUCAUUUUUGCUGUUUGCGAAGCAUCUCCCAGACAGGACUGCAUUCUAUAAUCUGAGCUCGGGCCAUGGCAAUGCGAUCACGAACACUAUCCACGUGUGGCUUACAUGUCGCCUUCAUAAGGAAUAAAUGUUUGAAUCAUUGAUCAUUUAUGUAACAUUAAUAGAGCAAUAAUCAGAACUUCACCCGAAUAAUUGGUAUAUAUCUGAAGCUUUUACGAUUUCUAAAUGAAUAGUUUAAGAAUCUUAGUGUACACAGUAUUGGUCAUACUAUGUAUUAACAUACAAAUCAGCAUACAGCGUUUUAACAUUCUCAAAAGUUCAGAAAUUUGAGGUAUACUAACCUUGGCAAUGGUUACCAUGCUUUUGACCAUAUCACCAACAUUGUGUAUUGGUAUGAUCCUUAGAUUACCACCUAGAAAUCUACAUAAGAAUAAAAUAAAUAAAUGAAAUGCGUGAGCAGCAGUAUAUUUUGCUAUUUACAUUUAUUCCAAUAUUGAACAAAAAAAAUAUAAAAGCUCACGACAAUACAGUUGGUCUUUGAUUUUUUUAUUAAUUAUAAUAUGCACAUAUUCCCUGAGGGAAGGUUGCUCUGCUUAUAAAUUCGUUUUUUUGAAUAUAUGGAAGCCCAGGGUAUUAUUGUACUCACUCUUUCACUAGAAUGGUGUGUGCCAGAUGUACUAGUUUUGGAUUUAUACAAAUGGUUUAAAUGUACAUUUCUAGCAGUAAUUACUACUCACAACAUAAUUUUUAAUCCAAAAUUCUGCAUCCUCUUCAGAAGUAUUAACUAGUUUGAGUAGAUAACCUUUACACAAAUAAGUUACUUUUGUAUUGUAAACAAACCAAUACCUACAAUUUGUAUUGUAGCCUGCUAAUACCAUAUAAAGUACCUUUGCUGUAAUUUAUAUAGUAUGUCCCAUUCUUCAGAACCAAAGAGUGCUGCAACAAGAAGCAGGAAACUAUUUCGGUGAAUAUGGGCAAACCGUUCAAUUUGCUCUGUCAACUUUCUUCCUGCAGAAUUGUUGGAGAGAUCUUGAACUUCUGCUAUAAUAAAGGCAACACCUGAGGAAAUUUCAAACAAAA
Molecule: messenger RNA, 4157 nt
Organism: Callorhinchus milii (elephant shark)
Lineage: Eukaryota; Metazoa; Chordata; Chondrichthyes; Chimaeriformes; Callorhinchidae
Gene: glmna
Product: glomulin, FKBP associated protein a
Exons: 20
Coding region: 427-2226 (599 amino acids)
Cellular component (GO): cytoplasm
Molecular function (GO): ubiquitin-protein transferase inhibitor activity
Source: RefSeq, a predicted model, not a curated record